CGCGUGCUCCAAGGCCCCCCGCCGCGCGCCCGCGCCAAGAGUAGGGAAACGGACUGGGAGGCAGGGGGCGCGCGAGAGCAGCAGACGGCGCGCUCCUCCAGGCCACGCGUUGCCCUAGGCAACCAGCCGGGACUAUGGGAUUACUGUAGAGUGGAGUGGGAAGGGAGCGGGAGGCUGUGGAAGGAAGGGGAAGGACCGGCCAAGAUGGCGGAGGAUCUGGACGAACUGUUGGAUGAGGUGGAGUCUAAAUUCUGCCGACCCAAAUCCUUGAGUCCGGGACCCCUGGAGCGGCCGCCGCGUAGGAGCAGCGCGGUGACCUGCAGCAGGAACAGCGCCGACCGGGACACGGAGGACUACGACUAUGACGAAGACUACGACGAAGACGUUGAGGACAACGAUGACGACGAAGACCUCAGAUCAACUAAAAUAUUACUGAAAGCUGAUGAUGAUCUUGAUGGCCUAAUUAAUGAAAUCUUUGAAGAGCCCUGUUUUGACAAAAAGCCUGUUAAAUUAAAACCUAAAUCUUCAAAUCACACAUCUGUCAGAACUUCCAUUCAAGUGCUUGGCAAAAGAUGCAGUCCAGUAUACGUUGGAGGAAGUUCUGCUCCAUGUGGUAUAGGAACAAAUACUUCCCAGAGAACGUGUGACCAACUGCGGUGUACAGCCUGUGACUUCCGUGUAUUAAGCUUUGAUGACUAUAAGUGGGAUAAAUCCUGUGAUUAUCUGUUUUUCAGGAACAACAUGCCUGAAUUCAACAAGUUGAAAGCAAAGAUGACAAAGCGGAAAGGGACACGGGCCUAUGCUUGCCAGUGUAGUUGGAGAGAUGUAGAAGAACUCACUGACCUCCGGACUGAUCAGCAACUUCGAUGGGUUUGUGGUAAACAUAACGAGUGAAGUUUUCUCACCUUCCAGCCAGUUAUUAUGGAAGGGCCAGCUUUUAUGGGAGCAGACUCUGGGAUGAUUUUAUGAUGAAGCAAGGAAGACAACUGUCAUCAUUUGUGUCUCUUAGCCAAAGAGGGUGGAAUUAUUUGAGUAAAUUUUACAAAUUUCCAAAGUCCAAUGGGCUAGGAAAGAUAAUCAGGCUUUAAUACUUCAGAAUCAUUCUUUUCUCCUUACUAAUAUGUGUGAGUAUUGCCUGUUACAAGCAAAGUCACAAGUUAAACUCUCCCCAUUUCUUGAAACCCUGGUGUUUGCCCUCUUCUCUGUCUCUUUUUAGGCCACAUGAUGUUCUUUCACCAUCAAGUAUUAUAAAGACACACACACACACACACACACACACAUACACAUACAUAUUUAUAUAUUUCCCCUGAUUACAUGUUAAAACCAUUUUUUAACAUCUGGAUGGGUUUUUUAAGUUUUGAGUUUCAUAGUAAUAUAAACAAGUAGCAUCUAAUGUAAAUAUUGUUGAAAUGUUGACUACUGCACACAAAAAGUCCCUCAUUCUAAACCAUAUGUGUAUUGGUAUCUUCCAUAUCUGUCCAAUCUAGUGUUGCCAAAGACCAUAAGAAGUUGUAGCAGAAACCACAGACUGACUGUGAUCUCAUACCCAGUUGGUGUUCUCUCAUCCCUCUGGAGGCAUUUUACAGAAUUCUCAAAUAGGUUAACCCAUUUUUGGCAUUUUGGUAACCUCAUCCUGGUCACUUUGACACUCCAUUUAUAUCAGAAAAACAUCUUUUGAUGGGCCAUUUUACUUGUACAUGCUUGUUUCAGUGCGAGAAAUUUUGGGGACUCAAAACUAUAAAUAUUCAUCAAAAACAUACACACAUAAUACAUAAAUGCAAUAAUGGUAUAUGGAUGCCAUUGGGUUUUUUUUUCUGUUUCCACUAUAUUAGUGUCUUCAGUCCCCAGCAUAUUAUUGACAUUCAACAAAUGAUUUAAUAAUAUCCCAAUGUCAGUAAAAUGGUUUUGAGUUCUCAAUUAUAAGGUUUUUAGUACUACACUAUCUUGUAUCUAAAAUGUGGAUGAAGUAUUAUGUUUAAGUAUAAAUGGCUAUUUUAUUAUAGGUAAUCUGAUUAAAAUGUGACUCUUAGUAUCAAUAUAAAAGAAAAUUACAAUUUCUCCAGAUCUUAGAAAAAAAAGCUAAUAGAUUUUAAACUGUUUACAGAUGUCCUACCGAAAUCCUUACUAAAUUUUAGAAUCUUUUCUAUCUUUGCCUAAUGUGUAUCUUGUCCAAAAAAAAAAAGGAGCCAGUGACUUUGUUCUGUGCACUCAGACCUUCAUCCUGCCUCAAUAAGACAUCAAAUAUAAGUUUCACAGUUUGUGUUUGUUAACAUUUUCUAUAUUAUUCAAUAAAGAUAGUACUGACUUAGCAGCUGGCACUUCUUAAAUAAGAAUCCUUACCUCCGAGUGUCAUGAUUUAAAUUAUGCCAGUAGUGACAUCACCCUGUCAUGAUUUGUUUGAUAUGCUGACAACUGUCUGGUCCUUCAGCAUCCUUUGUAAAAGGGUGCAUAACAUGCAUGUUUAAUUAAACUGAAUUAAAUUUUAAGAACUUCCCAGCAUCCCUUGAAAUAAUUGGAGACAGGGCACCAGCUUUUGGCUGCUGCUGAACUGCCAAGCUGGCGCCCCAUGCUUCCCAUAUAUCGUCCCUUGUCCCUGCCUCUUCCUGGUUUGCUUGGACUUCUUAGUGUGGACAGGAUUCACAUAUCAGACCAGGAGGCCACCUCCCUUGGCCUCCAGCAACCUUGGCACCUUGACCAUUUAGCCAACCUUUAUUCAUUCUGUUUCUAGAUGAAAGUGGGGGGGAACUACCAAGAACCUCUUUUCUUAGCUUUUCCAUACUUCAGACAGAAAGAACUCCUUUGCAACUUUCCCAAGAAAUCCAGGUUCAUAUUUUGGGAGCUGCAAAAAUUAAAGAGAAAAUGUCUAGUAGCUCUAUAUCUCCUUGAGUACAAAGUUAAUGAGAUAUGUGUAAUGGAUAUUUAAUGUUGCUUGACACUUAUAUGUUACUGACAACAGAAGUGCUUGAUGUAAAAAUAAGGUCUAAAAGUUCCUGUUUUCACUCCCAUCUAUACUCUCUUAAAUCCUUUCCAGCUGCCAGUACAAUAAAGAUAAUAAUAUAGGA
Phascolarctos cinereus (koala) is the source of this 3062-nucleotide messenger RNA. RefSeq names its product cilia and flagella associated protein 418 (gene CFAP418). Gene Ontology annotation, cellular component: cytosol. The record is from RefSeq and is a predicted model, not a curated record. NCBI's taxonomy places the organism in Eukaryota, Metazoa, Chordata, Mammalia, Diprotodontia, Phascolarctidae.